AUGAGGUCCCUGCUUCUAAAAGGAAAAAUAAUCAGUGUGUCCUUAUACAGGAUACAAAGAAUGGAGUCAAAACCCUCAAGAAUUCCUCGAAGGAUAUCUGUUCAGGCCUCCAGCUCUUCGCUAGGAUCUAGAACGUUGGCUGGAAACAGUUUAGCUGGUGCAUAUAAUGCAAGAGAAUCUUCACGGAGAUUAGAAUCUGGAUACCAGGAAUCCAGCGUAUUGAAUAGUUCCAGUAGAGACUGGGGAAUUGGAGAAAGAGACGCCCAUGAAACUCCUUGGAAGCUUACAACGUCCUCUCCAACUCGCUACUCAGGGACACUUGAUCAUCCACACUCUGGAAGAUUUUUGGGAAGCAGAAGCAGAUUGUCUACAUCUUCUUCCUCUCAUUUUACAUCUGGGUGUUAUGGUGAGUCUGAGAGAACUCAGGGAGCAUAUUCAAGACUGCAUAGCCAGCAGCGAGAUAGUGAUUCAAAGAGACCUAAGCUAUCUUGUACAUCUACCUCUUCAGUGAGAAGUAAUGGCUUGACUGCCUUUUCAGAUUCCUCUUGGAGGUACAGUAGGAUUCCUAGAUCUUCAUCAGUGAUGCUUGGGUCCCUUGGAACUGAGCUGGUGAGAGAGCGGAGAGAGUUAGAAAGAAGAACAGAUCUGUCUGUCAAUAACCUGGUGGAUCACAGCUACAGAAACAGUGACUUUUCAUCUUCAACAU
This is a messenger RNA of Fulmarus glacialis (Northern fulmar), 706 nucleotides long. RefSeq names its product E3 ubiquitin-protein ligase MARCH7-like. Gene Ontology annotation, biological process: protein autoubiquitination. Gene Ontology annotation, cellular component: nucleus. The transcript is spliced from 5 exons. The annotation marks the transcript as partial. Gene Ontology annotation, molecular function: ubiquitin binding; ubiquitin conjugating enzyme binding. Lineage: Eukaryota; Metazoa; Chordata; Aves; Procellariiformes; Procellariidae. The record is from RefSeq and is a predicted model, not a curated record.